This is a messenger RNA of Magnolia sinica, 2598 nucleotides long. Its product is annotated as probable pectin methyltransferase QUA2. The transcript has 9 exons. Gene Ontology annotation, molecular function: methyltransferase activity. NCBI's taxonomy places the organism in Eukaryota, Viridiplantae, Streptophyta, Magnoliopsida, Magnoliales, Magnoliaceae. Gene Ontology annotation, cellular component: cytoplasm. The record is from RefSeq and is a predicted model, not a curated record. Bases 119 to 2209 code for a protein of 696 amino acids.
GCGCUAUUUUCUUUUGUAAUUGAUCUUCUGAAUUCGAUUUCUUCUACCUCUCUCCGCGCUGCUUUAGUUGCGAGCAAGAACACCGAGAGAGUCGCGUGAUAUUUACACAGACUGGAGAAUGUCGCGGCCGCUCCAUCGUGGUGGACCUGGCGGACGGAUUUCCGAGAUUAGUCGUGAUUCCUGGGAUUCUCAGAGGAAAGAUAGAAUAGAUAAGGAAGACACAGAUAGAAGUCGCUCUCCCCACAGUCAUUCCUACUUAUCAUUGCGAUUCCUUGCUAGUUUAUUUUUCCCUGACAAUCAUUCCUCCAAAUGGCCCUCGAUUGAGAAUGGUUUUGGAUCUGAUUACACAAACUUUGCAGCUCCCAGAAGCAGGCAGAACUUCAUCCUGCUGUUUCUCAAGUUCAGUUUAGUUCUGGUUGUAAUUUUUGCUAUUUCGGGGUCUCUUUGGUGGACGAUCUCAAUAUCAGCGUCAUCGAGAGGUAACAUCUUCCGGGGUUAUAGGCGACUCCAAGAACAGCUUAUCACAGACCUUGCAGAUAUUGGAGUGCUCUCACUUGGUCUGGCGAAGCUAAAAGAGGUGGAAAUCUGUCCGGAGGAGUAUGAAAAUUAUGUUCCGUGCUUCAAUGUUUCUGAAAAUCGCGCUUUAGGUUAUUCUGAUGGCAAUGAGUAUGACCGUCUGUGCCUUCGUGGAUCUAUACAAGGUUGCCUUGUUCCUCCACCUAAAAAUUACAAAAUUCCUCUCAGGUGGCCUACCGGGCGAGAUCUCAUCUGGAUUGCAAACGUGAAAAUUACUGCCCAAGCGGUUCUUUCCUCUGGAAGCUUCACCAAGAGGAUGAUGAUGUUGGAGGAAGAUCAGAUAUCUUUUCAUUCAGACUCUAUCAUGGUUGAUGGCAUUGAAGACUAUUCUCAUCAAAUAGCGGAAAUGAUUGGGCUAAGAAAUGAAGCUAAUUUCCUUGAUGCUGGCGUUAGAACUGUCUUAGACAUUGGAUGUGGUUAUGGUAGUUUUGGAGCGCACCUCUUCUCUAAGCAGUUGUUGACCAUGUGCAUAGCAAAUUAUGAGAUCUCGGGCAGUCAAGUUCAACUAACUCUUGAAAGAGGACUUCCUGCAAUGAUCGGUUCUUUUACAUCAAAACAAUUGCCAUAUCCAUCUCUUUCCUUUGAUAUGUUGCAUUGUGCACGAUGCGGGGUUGACUGGGAGCAGAAAGAUGGUCUCUUCUUGCUUGAAGUUGAUAGAGUUCUGAAGCCUGGUGGUUACUUUGUUUGGACUUCACCACUUGCAAACACUCCGAAGUCACUGCGUGAUGUGGAAAGUCAGAAGAAAUGGGCACUUAUUCGAGACUUUGCAGAAAAUAUCUGCUGGAGUAUGCUAUCACAACAAGAUGAAACUGUUAUCUGGAAAAAGACUAGCAAAAGAGACUGCUAUGCUUCUCGGAAGUCUGGAGUGGGUCCUUCUAUUUGUAGUAAGGGCCAUGAUGUUGAAACUCCAUAUUACCGACCUCUCGAACUUUGCAUAGGAGGAACUCAAGGCGGUCGAUGGAUUCCUAUUGAAGGGCGAACGACCUGGCCUUCACGGGCUAAAUUGAACUCGAGUGAACUCGAUAUCUAUGGUGUACAUUCAGAUGACUUUGCUGAGGAUGCUCUUAAAUGGGACUCGGUGAUCCGCAAUUAUUGGUCUCUUCUCUCACCUCUGAUAUUCUCAGAUCACCCAAAGAGACCUGGCGAUGAAGAUCCUUCCCCACCUUUUAACAUGCUCAGAAAUGUAUUAGACAUGAAUGCUCGAUUUGGUGGUUUAAAUGCUGCCUUAUUGGAUGCUGGAAAAACUGUAUGGGUCAUGAAUGUGGUGCCCACAAAUGGUCCUAACUACCUCCCCCUAAUCCUCGAUAGGGGAUUUGUCGGUGUUUUGCACGACUGGUGUGAAGCCUUUCCAACAUAUCCUAGAACUUAUGAUAUGGUGCAUGCUGAGGGACUGCUAUCGCUUGAAACUGGUCAGCAGCGCAGGUGCACCAUGUAUGAUUUAUUCUUGGAGAUGGAUCGUAUCCUUCGGCCAGAGGGUUGGAUAAUACUUCACGACACAGCUCCACUCAUUGAAGCGGCAAGAGCUCUUGCAACACAGCUGAAAUGGGAUGCACGCAUGGUGCAGAUUGAGAGCAACAGCGAUGAGAGACUCCUAAUCUGCCAGAAGCCCUUCAUCAAGAAACAACAGAAAUAAAUACCAUUUACUGAAUCCUGAGAAAAAAAUGUAGUAUUCACUAUUCGUUGAAAUUUCCUUAUUUUAGUUAGUUGUCAUAAAGUUCCACCUAGAAAUAUUCGAGAAGUUUUGAACAGAGAGAGAGAGAGAGAAGAGUGCGAUGGGCACAACUACAAAAACUCCUACAGAGCCGCAAGGUGUCAGUAGGGCCAUGUAAUUACUUCAAAUUGAAGAAGUUGAGAGUACAGGGGUAGGUUUAUUUUUUCCACACCAUGUCAUUGUAAGAAUACAGCCCAUAGAGGUGGUGAUGAUUGUUAGAUUUUGUUAAGAAGGUUGUGGAAUAAAUGAAUGAUGCUGUAUUAUAUUGAAUGUUGGAUAACGCAUUAUUGGAGGAAUUCUUUUGUUCAUCA